GCCAAUUUGAGGAGAACUUGACCGGAAGAGAAGUUGUUUGGAAUGGUCGCCAUAGAUACGACAAAGAGCCCGGAAGAAGACCAAACAAACAACAACAAGCAACUUCCGGGUUGACGAGCGGAAGUCAAUUAAAAUGUGCAGGCACAGGCCGGUCUAGUGGUCCUGUUCUAUGCCCGAGUGUCCUCCUCCUCCUCAUCAGUGGCAUCUACCUGCUGCGAGAGUUUGGUCUUGCUUCAUCCUGCACCAAGGAGCCAACCCGAGCACAGCCCAACGAGAAGUCAACUUCACUCCAAGCAGAGCAAUCCAAUCCAUCCUCUAGCGACCAAUCGCAUCUUUCUGUCAUGGCGGAUCAGGCGACGGACGAUAGCAAGUUCCUAUUCUUGCAGAACGACUUCCGAAACAGCGGUGUGGCGCAGGCCGACUGGGCAGCCAAAAAGAUGGUGUGGGUGCCGUCAGAGAAGGAAGGCUUCGAGGCCGCCAGCAUCAAGGAGGAGAAGGGCGACGAGGUGCUGGUGGAGUUGUCCAACGGCCGUAAGGCGACGGUCAACAAGGACGACAUCCAAAAGAUGAACCCGCCUAAGUUCAGCAAAGUGGAGGACAUGGCCGCCCUCACCUUCCUCAACGAGGCCUCCGUCCUGCAGAACCUGAGAGAGAGAUACUUCUCCAGCCUCAUCUAUACAUACUCGGGCCUUUUCUGUGUGGUGGUGAACCCGUACAAGAUGUUGCCCAUCUACUCGGAGAAGAUCAUAGAGAUGUACAAGGGCAAAAAGCGGCACGAGGUGCCACCUCACAUCUACUCUAUCACCGACAAUGCCUACAGGAACAUGAUGCAAGACCGCGAGGAUCAGUCCAUUCUCUGCACCGGAGAAUCCGGAGCGGGCAAGACAGAAAACACCAAGAAGGUGAUCCAGUACCUGGCCCUGGUCGCGUCAUCGCACAAAGGCAAAAAGGAAGCAAACCCUCCGGCGCAACAGCAGACACAGCAACAACAAGCCGGAUCGUUGGCCUACGGGGAGCUGGAGAAGCAGCUGCUGCAGGCGAACCCCAUUCUGGAGGCAUUCGGCAACGCCAAGACCAUCAAGAACGACAACUCGUCACGAUUUGGAAAGUUCAUCAAGCUCAACUUCGAUGUCACCGGAUACCUAGUCGGCGCAAACAUUGACACGUACCUUCUGGAAAAAUCUCGCUGUAUUCGUCAGGCUAACACCGAACGAGCUUUCCAUAUCUUCUACUACAUGGUGGCCGGAGCUAAAGACAAAAUGAAAGAGGAGCUUCUUCUGGAGGACUUUAGCAGCUAUCGUUUCCUGAUGGCGGGACACGUGGAGGUUUCCGGGGUCGAGGAUGAUGAGCUGUUUGUGGAGACCCUGGAAGCUAUGGAGAUUAUGGGCUUCUCUGAGGAAGAGAGAAUAGGGAUGUUAAAGGUAGUCUCCACGGUUCUCCAACUGGGAAACAUCAAGUUUGAGAAGGAACGAAACACCGAGCAAGCCACCAUGCCGGAUAACACAGCUGCCCAGAAAGUGUGCCACCUGCAGGGUAUCAACGUGACUGACUUCACCAGGGCCUUCCUGACACCUAGGAUCAAAGUGGGCCGGGAAGUGGUUCAGAAGGCUCAGACCAAGCAGCAGGCGGACUUUGCGGUUGAGGCUUUGGCCAAAGCCAUGUACGAGCGUCUCUUCCGCUGGAUCCUGGCCCGUGUAAACAAGACUCUCGAUAAGAGCAAGAGGCAGUCUUCGUCCUUCCUUGGGAUCUUGGACAUCGCUGGAUUUGAGAUUUUCGAGGACAACUCAUUCGAGCAGCUGUGCAUUAACUACACCAACGAGCGUCUGCAGCAGCUCUUCAACCACACCAUGUUCAUCCUGGAGCAGGAGGAGUACAAGCGUGAGGGCAUCGAGUGGAACUUCAUCGACUUCGGCUUGGACCUACAGCCCUGCAUCGAGCUCAUCGAGAGAGGGAACAAUCCACCGGGCAUCCUGGCACUGUUGGAUGAAGAGUGCUGGUUCCCCAAAGCCACAGAUAAUUCCUUUGUGGAGAAACUGUUAAGCACGCAUGCCAGUCACGUCAAAUUCUCCAAACCCAAACAGCACAAAGAGAAGCUGAUGUUCACCGUUGCACACUAUGCCGGAAAGGUGGACUACAAUGCCACCAGCUGGCUGACCAAGAACAUGGACCCUCUGAAUGAUAAUGUGACCUCCCUACUUAGCAACUCAUCCAGCAACUUCAUCCAAGACUUGUGGAAAGACGUGGAUCGAGUGGUGGGCCUGGAGACCAUGACCAAGAUGUCUGAAAGCUCCAUGCCCACCUCCACCAAGUCCAAGAAGGGGAUGUUUCGUACCGUGGGCCAGCUGUAUAAGGAAUCCCUGGGGAAGCUGAUGACAACAUUGCACAAUACACAACCUAACUUUGUGCGCUGCAUCAUCCCCAACCAUGAGAAGAGGGCGGGUAAAAUGGACGCCAACCUGGUUCUUGAGCAGUUAAGGUGCAAUGGUGUAUUGGAGGGUAUCCGGAUCUGCAGGCAGGGAUUCCCAAACCGUAUUGUAUUUCAGGAGUUCAGGCAGAGGUACGAGAUCCUGGCCGCCAAUGCCAUUCCCAAGGGCUUCAUGGACGGGAAGCAGGCGUGCUGCUUGAUGGUGAAACAUUUGGACCUGGAUCCCAACCUUUAUCGCAUUGGACAGAGUAAGAUGUUCUUCAGGACUGGUGUGUUGGCUCAACUGGAGGAAGAGAGAGACCUCAAGCUCACUGUGAUCAUCAUUUCCUUUCAGGCGCAGGGUCGAGGCUUCCUGGCACGCAAGGCCUUUAGCAAACGCCAGCAACAGCUUAGUGCCAUGAAAGUGAUCCAGAGGAACUGCGCUUGUUACCUCAAACUCAAGAAUUGGCAGUGGUGGAGGCUCUUCACCAAGGUGAAACCCCUGCUGCAGGUGACCCGCCAAGAGGAGGAAAUGGGUCAGAAGGAUGAGGAACUCAAGGCAGCCAAGGAAGUGGCAGCCAAGAAAGAGGCGGAACUAAAGGACAUCACCCAGAAACACACACAGCUGGUGGAAGAACGUGCCCAGCUGGAGAGCAAACUUCAAGCUGAGACGGAGCUCUACGCCGAGGCCGAGGAGAUGAGGGUUCGGCUGGAGGCCAAGAAGCAGGAACUGGAGGAGGUCCUACACGAGAUGGAGGCCCGGCUGGAGGAGGAGGAAGAGCGCAGCGCCCAAGUACAGCAGGAGAGGAAGGAGAUGGAACAGCAGCUACAGAACAUGGAAGCCCACUUGUUGGAAGAAGAAGACGCUCGUCAAAAGCUCCAACUGGAAAAGGUUGCCGUGGAGGGAAAAGUGAAGAAACUUGAGGAGGAUGUUCUGCUCAUGGAGGACCAGAACAACAAAAUGCAAAAGGAGCGUAAGCUUCUGGAGGAGAGGAUGGCAGAUUUAAACUCCAACCUGGCCGAGGAGGAGGAAAAGUCCAAGAACUUAACCAAGCUGAAGGCGAAGCACGAGUCCAUGAUCUCUGACUUGGAGGUGCGUUACAAGAAAGAGGAGAAGGGUCGCCUGGACAUGGAGAAGGCCAAGAGGAAAUUGGAGGCUGAGCUGGCAGAACUCCACGAGCAGCUGGCUGACCUUCAGGCCCAACUGGCUGAGCUUCGAGCUCAGCUGGCCGCCAAGGAAGAUGAGCUACAGGCCACGCAGGCACGUUUGGACGAGGAGAGCAACCAGCGUGGCCUGGCGGUGAAGAAAGUUCGAGAGCUGGAGACCAUGCUGUCAGAGUUGCGGGAGGACAUGGAGGCUGAGAGGGGUGCCAGGGCCAAAGUGGAGGCGGCGAGCAGGGCCCUUGGGGAAGAACUCAAUGCCCUGCGCUCAGAACUGGAGGACAGUUUGGAUACCACCGCGGCGCAACAGGAGCUACGUGCAAAGCGUGAGCAGGAGGUGGCCAUGCUAAAGAAAGCAAUGGAGGAAGAGGGCCGCAGUCACGAGGCCCAAGUCCAAGACCUGAGGCAAAAGCACAGCCAGGCGGUUGAGGAACUCUCCGAACAGCUGGAGCAGGCCAAGAGAGUCCGGGCAGGUCUGGAGAAAACUAAGCAAGCUCUGGAGAAGGAGUCUUCUGACCUGACUGCCGACUUGCGCUCCAUGGCCGCUGCCAAGCAGGACGUUGAGCACAAGAAGAAGAAAGUUGACGCUCAACUCAACGAUGUCAAUAAUCGCCUCAACGAGAGUGAGAGACAGAGGAACGAACUCGGAGAGAAAGUCUCCAAGAUGACUGUGGAGCUGGACAACUUGGCCAGUCUUCUGAAUGAAGCUGAAGGAAAGAACAUCAAGCUGAGUAAAGAUGUUUCCGGGCUGUCCUCGCAACUCCAAGACACUCAGGAACUUCUUUCUGAAGAGACCCGACAGAAGCUGAACGUGUCCGGGCGUCUGCGGCAGAUGGAGGAAGAUCGGAUUUGUUUGACAGAGCAGCUAGAGGAGGAAAACGAGGCUAAGCGGGUCUUGGAGAGGCAGGUCUCCAGUCUCAACAUGCAGCUGUCCGACUGCAAGAAGAAGCUGGACGAGUCCUUGGGCUCGGUAGAACUGCUGGAGGAAGGCAAGAAGCGUCUCUUGCGGGACCUGGAGGCAGCCAACAAUGACUAUGAGGAGAAGGCGGCAGCCUACGACAAGCUGGAUAAGAGCCGCAGCCGAAUGCAGCAGGAGCUGGAGGACGUCCUCAUGGAUUUGGAUGGCCAGAGGCAGCUUGUUGUCAACCUGGAAAAGAAGCAGAAGAAGUUUGACCAGAUGCUGGCUGAGGAGAGAGCCGUAUCAAGCAAGAUUGCUGAGGAGCGAGAUCGUGCCGAGGCAGAAGCAAGGGAGAAGGAGACCAGAGUCUUGGCUCUGUCCAGAGCUCUGGAAGAGAACCGCGAGGCUCUGGAGGAGGCAGACAAGACCAACAAAAGCCUCCGAAUUGAGAUGGAGGACCUUGUCAGCUCCAAGGACGAUGUGGGACGCAGCGUCCACGACUUGGAGAAGGCCAAGCGUGCUCUGGAGGCCUUGGUGGAGGAGAUGAAGGCCCACACGGAGGAGCUGGAGGAUGAGCUCCAAGUGGCCGAGGACACAAAGUUGCGUAUGGAGGUCAAUGGUCAGGCCCUUAAAUCCCAGCACGAGAGAGAACUGCAGGCCCGCGAAGAAGCCGGCGAGGAGAAGAGGAAGCAGCUUCUCAAGCAGGUUCGUGAGCUGGAGUCCGAAUUGGAUGAGGAGAAGAAGCAGCGUGCUCAAGCAUCAGCCGGCAAGAAGAAGCUGGAAGGUGAACUCAAGGACAUGGAAGAGCAGCUGGAGACCACCAACAGGGCACGCGAUGAGGCGCUCAAGCAGCUGCGCAAGAUCCAGGGCCAGGUGAAGGAUCUCCAACGGGAGGUGGAGGACUCUCGCGCCGCCCAAAAGGAAGUCCUGAGCUCAGCCAGGGAGGCCGAGCGUAAAUCCAAAGUCGCGGAGGCCGAUGUGGUGCAGCUUCAUGAGAUGCUGGCGGCAGCCGAACGAGCUCGAAAGCAGGCGGAAGCUGAGAGAGAUGAGCUGGCCGAGGAGCUUGCCAGUAACUCCUCUGGGAAGACCAUGCUGUCUGAUGAGAAGCGCCGUCUGGAUGCUAAGAUCAGCCAUCUGGAGGAGGAACUGGAGGAGGAACAGACUAACAUUAUGAAUCUCAACGAGCGUCUGAGGAAGAGCCAGCAGCAGGUGGAGCAGCUCAGUGGCGAACUGACAUCGGAGAGAGCGUCAUCGCAGGCCAAGGAGGCGGCCAGGCAGCAGCUGGACAAGCAGAACCGAGAGCUGAAGGCCAAAGUUCAGGAGAUGGAAGGCCAGGGACGCUCCAAGCUGAAAUCCUCCGUCGGUGCUAUGGAGAACAAACUGAGAGAGUUAGAGGAACAGUUGGAGGUGGAGAGCAGGGAGCGUCAGGCCGCCACCAAGAACCUGCGCCAGAAGGAGAAAAAGCUGAAGGACUUAAGUGUGCAGAUGGAGGAUGAGAGGAAGAAGGCGCAGCAGUACAAGGAUCAGGCCGAGAAGAGCAACGUGCGCGUGAAGCAGCUGAAGCAUCAGCUGGAGGAGGCGGAGGAGGAAGCGCAGCGCGUGGCCGCUGCCCGAAGGAAGCUGCAGAGGGAGCUGGAUGAGGCCACUGAGGCCAACGACGGCCUAAGCAGGGAGGUUGCUGCUCUGAAGAGCAAACUCAGGCGUGGCGGCGAGCCAGGUUUCAGUGGCUCCAGCCCUCGUAGCGGCAGCAUCCUCAGCCUUGGCGGAGGUUCGGCGAGGAGCUCGGCUGGUCUGACAGGAGGGAGCACAGCCCGGAGCAGGAGCACCAUCCUGGAGAGCUCAGCUGGAAUUCCUGAGGAAGACGAAGGGGUGGAGGAAAAAGCUCACUCGCCUUCUCCACCUACACGAAGCCCCCUGCCUGAGGAGGAGCUCCAUGAGACCCCGCCGGAUGAAUAAACACCAAAAUCUACAGUUCCACCUGCUGUUUUGGCCUGCACUUAAUAGAACAAAAUGUCAUUACUAUAUAUUGUAGGUUCUCAUAGAUUUAGCAACAAAAUUGCAAUAUAAUACAAUAAUUCUAGACCUUGCUCUAAAAAUAUACAUUGUCACCCCCCAAAAAAUGCUACAAAAUUAGAUUUUGGCUACUACAGUGCCAUAUAAACGCUAAAGUUCACCCUAAAUGUUGGCAUUCAAGUGAAUUACUUGAUACUAAAAACUGAAGGUACUGACAAAAUGUGUAUAUUGUCGUACCCUUGACCAUAAAAAGUUGAGAAUGAGCACCAAAACUCAAUACUUUUCAACACUUCAUGUUGUUUAAAAAAGUAUAUAUAUAAAAAAUAACAAUUUGGAUGCUUAAAUUCAGGAACAAAAGUGCAUUUUUAUGUGCACAAAAAAAAGCCCACAAAAAGUUGGGAAUAUUAAUGAUAUCACUAGCACUGCAACUCACAUUUCAAUUUUCAAUUAAUUAGUUUUUAAGACAUUUAGAAAUUUUCAGAACAGGACAUUAUUUCAACUUGACAAUGCAUAAAAUGCAAAAAUAUACUGAAUUACACAUGCCAACAUUUUUUCCAUUUCCCUUUCAUGUUCUUUAACUAAUUCAAUGUAAUUGUUGGUCACAGAUUUCAAAUCUGUCAUCUGUGUGCAAUCAGGAUUUUUGAUAUAUAAUUGCUGUUUAAUGGCUUAUACACAUUUAUUUUCACCCACUAACUUUCCAGUCCUUUGCAUAGUUAAAUAUAUACAUUUUCUGAAACAUUGUUAACAUUAGCUUGUCAUAGUUGACGGAUUUCCACAUAUUGGAGCCCUUUACAGCAAGUCACAUUCUCCCGAUUGUUGGUUUCCUGUGUCUGCACUUGUCAUGGCAUCACAGGUAUCAUUGUUUUUGGGCUUUGCAAUUUUGCAUUUUACACAAAAUUUAAAUCUUGAUUAGCAAAAAACCUCGAGCCUACAGAAAAGUCAGAUUUGCAUUCAGCACCCCAAAAUUAUUUAAAAUCGAGUGUUUGCAUGAUUCUUUUUGUUAACCAGUGUUAUGAUUCAUUUACUGGUUUGGUCUGUGAAUGUCAGAAAUGCUCAAUUGAUGAACUGAUGAUCAUAAAUAGCUUUUGAUGAAUUAAUCCACCUAUAUCACAUUCAUAUUUAGACACAAAGGUGCAAUGUUUGUGCUAGAAAGUGUCCCAAAAAACACAAGUUUUGUCACGAACAAAAAAUUUCUGGUUGAAGACCACGUUUGUUGUAUGUGUUUCCAUGUUGAGAAUUGUGCACUUGAACACCUACUUGUUGGGAAAAAAAUAUAUAUUUAACACCAUUAAAGUAUAUUUGAU
Messenger RNA from Corythoichthys intestinalis (scribbled pipefish), 7780 nucleotides. Its product is annotated as myosin-11-like. Bases 342 to 6419 code for a protein of 2025 amino acids. Gene Ontology annotation, cellular component: myosin II complex; myosin filament; cytoplasm. NCBI's taxonomy places the organism in Eukaryota, Metazoa, Chordata, Actinopteri, Syngnathiformes, Syngnathidae. The record is from RefSeq and is a predicted model, not a curated record. Gene Ontology annotation, biological process: actomyosin structure organization. The transcript is spliced from 44 exons. Gene Ontology annotation, molecular function: actin filament binding; ATP binding; microfilament motor activity.